AUGCCCAUCAUCACUGAUGACAAACCGACGUCAGACAUAUCUGCACCGUUCAUUCCCAAUACCAUAGAAUCGUCUACACGAUACGUCUGGCGCCUCGUUAAGUUUAAAGUCAGGGCCACGGAUCCGUACAUGCAAGGCUGCGGCGUUACGUACGCAUCAGAUGAGUUGUUCAAGCCUGAGACACCCCAACUCUACGACGGUGAUGGGCAGUCGCAGUUUGGCUGCAAGAUUGAUCUUCAAGCUGCCAGGGAAGCGGCAUUCUACUGCCCAGCACCGUAUCUCCUGGACCCACCCAACUGCUUCAGCCAGGCCUCUGUGGACGGUAAAGGAAGGAACCUAAACGACCUCAGCAAGUCAUUGGUGGCGUCUCGAUCUAACCACUUGUCAUACUGA
Molecule: messenger RNA, 393 nt
Organism: Babesia ovata
Lineage: Eukaryota; Apicomplexa; Aconoidasida; Piroplasmida; Babesiidae
Exons: 1
Coding region: 1-393 (130 amino acids)
Source: RefSeq, a predicted model, not a curated record